AAUAUUUUGGCAACAGCAAGAAGGAGGGUAAAUAUAAACAUUGAGAUUUUGUUUAUGCUUUGUGAAAGUUAUAUGUGGUUUGCAGUACUUGGAAAUGCUUUGAAAAAUUCCAAUGGAAAAUUUGCCAAAGAUUAUUUCUAGUUAUCCUGAAAGCGAUCAUAACACUGAUUUUGAUCAGAUCCAGAACAGUUAUGUUAAUUGCAAUAUUUGUCGAAACUUUAGUAACAUUCUUAAGGUCACUCACCGGAAAUCCAAGGAACACCAGAAGAAAAUGACCGAAAGAUUUCGGUCUAUAAGAAAUCAGAUAAAGGCGCUCAGGCAAAAUUCUAUUAUAGUCCAUGAUGAAGAAUGGAAAAAGAAAAAAGAAUCAUUAUAUUGCUACUUCUGUGAUAAAUCAGUAGCAAGACACAAAAUUAGUGAUGGACUUAUGAUUGAAUCAUUUGGUUACAUGACUCAUCUAGCAAGCUCUGAUCAUUUAAUUGCAGUAAAGAAGUAUUUGAAAUAUCAUGAAAGGAAAGAAAAGUUUGAACUAUUUAUUAAGACAGAAGUUGAACUGAAUAAAUUCUUAGAAAGAAUUCCUGAGGCAAGAGAUACAUAUCUAAAAAAACUAGAUCUGCUCAACAUGAAGGAUAUUCAGUCCAUAAGAGAUGUCGAAGAGCAGAGAAAAAAAUUGGUUGGAGAAACUGUUCAGAAUUCUGUGUCAAGUAAUGGUGCCAGUGCUGUGAUUCCUGUUACACAAUCUCAUUCUACAAAUAACAAUUUGAUGGUGUCUGUAAAUAAACCCGUUGAGCCACUUCCACCCUGGCUUUUAGAUGGGAAAGAACAUAAUCUUUCACAUUUGAAUAUUAGCAUUACUCCGGUGAUUGGUCCUACAAUAGAUACAUUAACAAAACAUGUUACUGCUCAAAAGAAAAAAGGAUUGCCUUCUAAGCGCUUAGGUGUAAAGCAAAAGCCAGGUGAAUAUUCAGCUAAGUGGAUGCCAGAUUUCAGAGGUGUUUGGAAUAAAGGGAAACGCAAAUAUUUUAAGGCAUGCGUGAAAAAAAAAAUUCUAAAUGGGUCUUAAGAAGAAGAUCAAUGCCUCAAUCUCUGUAUAUACCAAGUCUUAUACUCUGUUAAUUUUUUCUCUCUUAAAUCUCAACUUUCAUCCAUAUUUUUGUACUCUCAUUACUUAUCAAUAAAUUUGGCUGUUACUUCA
This is a messenger RNA of Parasteatoda tepidariorum (common house spider), 1195 nucleotides long. Its product is annotated as centrosomal AT-AC splicing factor. The record is from RefSeq and is a predicted model, not a curated record. Lineage: Eukaryota; Metazoa; Arthropoda; Arachnida; Araneae; Theridiidae.